ACGAAGUUCUCUCCAUCCCCAAACUUGAAAGCUGUAACUCUCUGUGAAAUAUCUGCGACGAACGGCGAUCAUGAAUAUUGAAGAUGGAACUAGAGAGAAUAAUGGGGAAGAAGAGAUUAAUGAUAGCCCAAUAGAGGAGGUCAGACUCACUGUACCUAUUACUGAUGAUCCAACAACACCUGUAAUGACAUUCCGAACAUGGCUUCUAGGGAUGAUAGCUUGUGCUCUUCUCGCAUUCAUGAACCAGUUUUUUGGAUAUCGAAACAAUCAACUCAGUAUAUCUGCUAUCUCAGCUCAGAUUGUUGUUCUUCCACUUGGCAAGUUACUAGCCUCAAUACUUCCCUCAAAAGUCAUAACUAUUCCGGCCACAAACCUGCGCUUCUCUUUGAAUCCUGGACCAUUCAACCUCAAAGAACAUGUUUUGAUCACAAUAUUUGCCAACUGCGGCGCAAACUCGGUUUAUGCAGUCAAUAUAGUUACAAUUGUUAAGGCCUUCUAUCACAAGAGUCUGCAUCCUCUUGCAGCUUAUUUAUUGGUACAGACUACACAGAUGAUGGGAUAUGGUUGGGCUGGCUUGUUCAGGAAAUUUCUUGUUGACUCUCCUUACAUGUGGUGGCCCAGUAAUCUGGUACAAGUUUCUCUGUUCAGGGCACUAAAUGAACGAGAGAAGAGAAAAAGGGGAGGGAUGACAAGACUUCAAUUCUUCCUUGUAGUCUUCAUAUCAAGCUUUGCUUACUAUCUCAUCCCAGGAUACUUUUUUCCUUCUAUAAGUUCCUUAUCCAUCUUAUGUUGGAUAUGGAAGAGCUCCAUCACCAUGCAACAGAUUGGUUCAGCUGUUUCUGGACUUGGAAUUGGUUCCUUCGGUUUUGAUUGGUCAACCAUAGCUGGGUUUCUCGGAAGUCCAUUGGCCACUCCGGGGUUCGCAAUCAUUAAUGUGAUGACUGGUUUCUUUCUGUUUUUGUAUGUUCUUGUCCCAAUCGGAUAUUGGUCGAAUUCAUAUAAUGCAAAGAGAUUUCCAUUGUUCUCAUCACAUGUCUUUAUGGGAAAUGGAAGUGCUUAUGAUGUGGAUCAGGUGUUGGAUCCAAAGACAUUCUCUUUUAGUCAGGAAGGAUAUGACAAGGUUGGACCAAUUAAUCUUAGCAUCUUAUUUGCCUAUACAUAUGGGUUGAGUUUUGCUACGGUUGCUGCCACGCUAUCUCAUGUUGCACUAUUCCAUGGGAGGAACAUAAUGAAUCUGACAAAAUCAGCAUUCCGUGACGAAUUUGCCGAUGUGCACACAAGGAUUAUGAAGAAAAACUAUGAAAGAAUCCCACAAUGGUGGUUCCAUGUUCUCCUCGUCCUCAUGUUUGGUCUGGCUAUUUUAGCCUGUGAGGGCUUUGGGAAGCAGCUCCAACUUCCUUAUUGGGGAGUUCUACUAGCAGGUGGUGUAGCUCUUCUCUACACUCUCCCUGUUGGUAUCAUCCAGGCUACAACCAAUCAACAAGUGGGACUAAAUGUGAUUACUGAGCUGGUUAUAGGCUAUUUAUACCCAGGGAAACCACUCGCAAAUGUUUCUUUCAAGACAUAUGGUUACAUCAGUAUGGCUCAGGCAAUCACAUUCAUCCAAGAUUUUAAGUUGGGGCACUACAUGAAGAUACCGCCAAAAUCCAUGUUCAUCGUCCAGCUUGUUGGGACUGUUGUGGCAUCCUCUGUAUACUUCGGCACUGCAUGGUGGCUCCUCGACUCUGUGGAGAAUAUAUGUAACCCCACUAAACUCCCUGAAGGAAGCCCAUGGACAUGCCCUGGUGACGAUGUUUUUUAUAAUGCAUCCAUUAUAUGGGGUGUGGUUGCUCCUCUAAGAAUGUUUGGUCGUCUUGGCAUCUACUCAAAGCUGAACUACUUUUUCCUCAUCGGAUUCCUUGCUCCCAUUCCAGUUUGGGUUCUCUCGCGCAUUUAUCCAGAGAAGAAAUGGAUCAAGCUUAUCAACAUGCCUAUAAUCCUUGGUUCAACAGGAAUGAUGCCUCCUGCUAGGGCUGUAAACUACUUGAUGUGGGGUCUUGUUGGUGUUGUGUUCAACAUAUAUGUGUUCAGAAAAUACAAAAGCUGGUGGGGAAAGAAUAAUUAUAUUCUUUCAGCCGGACUUGAUGCUGGAGUUGCUUUUAUGGGUAUUUUAAUUUAUUUCGCUUUGCAAGACUAUAACAUUUAUGGCGCAAAUUGGUGGGGAUUAGAGACAGAUCACUGCCCUUUAGCUAAAUGCCCAACUGCUCCAGGAGUUAAUGUUGAAGGAUGCCCAUCAUUUUGAGAGUUGUCAUUCUGAAUUGUGGUAAGAAGCUGAAUACUUGUCAGGGAAAAAGUACUUGUUGAAUACUUUUAACCCAAAAUUAAGA
Phalaenopsis equestris is the source of this 2366-nucleotide messenger RNA. Its product is annotated as oligopeptide transporter 1-like. The record is from RefSeq and is a predicted model, not a curated record. The transcript has 7 exons. Gene Ontology annotation, molecular function: oligopeptide transmembrane transporter activity. Bases 71 to 2281 code for a protein of 736 amino acids. Lineage: Eukaryota; Viridiplantae; Streptophyta; Magnoliopsida; Asparagales; Orchidaceae. Gene Ontology annotation, biological process: transmembrane transport.